AUGUCGCACCAGCCAUCCUUCGGCGGCAGUGGCGGCGGCGGAGAUGUCCAAGAUGGACGAGUCUUUGCCGCUCUACCAGGCCAGGGCGGUAGCAGCAGCUCGAGCCGGCGAUCUACGAAUCCGGAUGGGUUCCAUGCUCCCGACUUCAGUAACCUCCAAGCUAUCAAUCGCCAAGAUGUCGCAGGUACAUCGUCCGAGCAGCUCGUAACCAAUGCAUACAGCCUCGAUGGAAAUCGUGGACCGGCUCAACCACCAGCCACCGCUCCGCAUUCACCAGUCGACAAUCGCAGAAGCGCCACCUUCUCUGCAGCCCCGGCUACCCACCUCGCAUCAACUUCGACGUCAGCCGCACCUCCGAAGGGACUCUUGCCCGCUUUCAACGACGGUCCCAUGUCAGCGCCUCCAGUCUCUGCACCACCUUCGUCUGCAGAUUACUCCUGGUUCCCACCGGUGCCAAAGUCGACGCAGGGGCCUCCUAGCAUAUCGACCACAGCAGCUGGAAGUGGUAUAGCGAUGUCAAUGCCGCCUCAAUCUUCAGAUCAGCCCUUCGUCUUCGGAGCAGGUGGCUCUUCUUCAUCUUUGACAACGUCGCCUCUCCUGACCCUUUCUCAGAUGUCGGAGAUGAGCAGCGCUCCGCCUCCUUCGGCGCACAAUCCCCGCGUAUCGCCGACUCAGCGACGACGCAUCUCAGGCGCAACCAGACAGAAGCCUCACUUGACCAGCAUCGACACGAGUCCAGGCGGACCUCACCAUAUGAGGGCAGAAUCUGCUUCGCUCAAUUCCGCUGGGCCGGCCAAUGGCCAGUCGUCCGUAGGAGGUGGCGGUCCGGGCGGGAUGCCGCGGCCACUCGCUGCCAACCAGGUUGGCGCUCUCCUCGAUCAGGUCUUCAAUCUCGCUUCUACCGCAAGAGACCUCUUCCACAAGGGCGAUCAAGGCUCAACUUCGAUGUGCCUCGAAGAGCUCUCCCGCAGUCUUGACAUGCUCGGCGAUCUCCGCGGCCGUCACCACAAGACUGAUCGCGACGCUCAACAAGGGGACGGUCAAAUCAGCACAGGUGCAUUCAGUGGCGUACCAGCACAAGCGCCCGCCAGUGGUACUGGAUCGGCUCACCACCGCACGAAUUCCGAGACGACGAAUGCGACCAACGCCUUUUCGAUGAUUAGCCUGCCACCGGAAAGUCCUGGAAUCAGGAAAAGGGUCACGAAUCCCAUGGACGACAUGCCGAUGAAGACUAUGCGAGGACACCAAGGCGUACCCGUCGAUGCGCCAGCACCACCGCCUUCUGCUCCUCCAGCUAUGUCAGACAAUCUGCAAGCUCCCCGAUACGAGCCCCCACGCUCCGCACCUCCGCCCUUGCAGCAGACGAACUCGGCGCCUCUGGUCCCUCAGCUCAAGAAUCUUGGUCCCUCGCCACUGGGUCCUGGUCAACUACAAUCGCAAGGGUGGCACGACCCUGGCGCAGGGACCAACGGCGGCAGUGGCAACAACGACGGCUUGACAGCGGCGAGUAUGGGCAACAAUACGUCGCCACUCGUUCAACAGUCCAUAUCCAGCUUCAAUUCGGCCUCGGGCAGCUCUGCCAGCUUGAAUAGCGCUGCCUUGGUUGGCGUCCCUGCACAGUCACUGCCUACCAGCCCACGAGCACUGCCCGCGCACUCGCGCACUCGCUCCGUGCUCGAUGGCGCUUUCAACGGUCUGGAGAGUCUCGCUGCGUCUCCCGUCAUCAGUCAGCACGGAGCAGGGGCUGACGAUGACGACAACAGCCAUCACUGGCCCGCAGACAGUGGUGCAGCAUCACCGCAAGACGCUUGGAGCCCGUCGCAGGACUUUGAUGAGAAUUUCUUUGGCUUCACGCAGGCCCAACAUGCAUUUGCCCCAUCGGCACUCAGCGGAGACAUCGACUCCAGGGAUGGCGGCGGUGGCAAUGACGAGCAUGCGCACGUCAUGACGCUCAAGGGCACCAUCGAUGUCCCGGACAUGCCUGGGCGUGGUCCGAUCCCGACCCUGCCUCACGAUCUGCAAGAGAAGCUCGACGCCCUCUUCUAUCGCUAUCUGCGCUGGGUCUGCUCAACGAACGAUUGCACAGACGCCAACGGUGAGGGGAUCCACCAGACCCUGAUGCCGAAGCGCAUGUCUCGCCUCAACCACAGCGAGGACUUCCGUCCCUUCAAGUUCCGCAUUCAGGCCUUCGUGAAUCGCUGGCAAGAAGAGGUGUACAAGAGCGGCAUCAGCGAGGAGCAGUGUUCGCACAAGCGCCUCCGCCAGUACCUGUGGACCCAACCGUACAUUUCGCGCUUCAAUGAGGACGGACGCAAGGCGAAGAGCAAAGGGAAUCAUGUAUGGAUCGUUGAAGGGCGCAAGCUGUCUGACGAGGAGUGGGAGUUCCAGCGCUUCGAGCGGAAGAUCGUUGGGCCGCCAGACAGGACGGCUCAUCGGGGCGUGCCUUGGUCGUGGACCCUUCGCGUGUGGGACCCACAGAUGUCGGCUGCUUCGAUCAAGCCUACCUUCACGAUCAAGAGCAAGCCGGACUGGCUCUCCUUCAACAGCGAUGAGGACGGAGCAGAAAAGACCCUCAGCGGUACGCCAUUGGAUAGCAGCGAUGGAGGUCUCGUUAAAGUGAGCGCACAAUGCCUGCGCGGCAACGGGGCCAUUCAAAACCUUGAGAUGUCUUUCGACCUCACGCUCGGUCCAGGCGGCGACGACCGUGGUGCGAUGAUGCCCCCGCAAAGGCCGCAUGCUUCAGCAUCGCAGCAGCAGCAGCAAUAUCAUCAGAGUCACAGUGGCGUGGCAAGUGGCCUCGGCCUUGGUGUACCGCUCAUGGAACAUCAACACCGUCUUCAAGCCUCGAUGCCGAUGCAUGUGGCCUCGAGCUCGACGGCCUUUGCACCGGCAAUGGUCCCCUCUGGCAUGUGCCCGCCUCCUGUACCGUCCUCGGGGAACAUGGGGUUGACGAUGGGACAUGCCGCUCAACAAUCAUCCAUGCCGCCGCCCAUGCCAACUCAUCACCAGCAUCUCCUCGCAUCUCAUCACCAGCAACAACAGCAGCAACAACCACAGCAUCAGCAAUCAGAGAAGUCGGGCUUCUUCAACCACAUUGGAUACAACUUUACAAACCCCGAUCCUCCUCCGCUCGUCACCCCUCAACCUCCUCCGUACCUCACCGACUACAAUGGCGAUUCGCCCAUGCUGCCCGUCUAUCAUCAGCACCAGCACCAGCUAGAGCCAACCUCGCAGCCAGUCGGCAUGGAUAACGGCGGCACAACGAUGCCGGGAUCCGGGCACGCUGCCGGCCACAUGGGCUUGCCUGCCUCGUUCAUGCCCAAUCACAGCGCACAGGCCGUGACCCAAGGCACGCCUGCCCCACCGCUCGCAUCGCAGAGUCUCGAGCCCCACGACCAGAUUCAGCGUUCUCAGGUACGCGCCAUGAUUGAAAAGAUGCAGCGCGAUCAGACUGCAAGCCUUUCGCUGAAGCUGCCCUCGGAGAGGCGCAACUCGAAGACAGCUACCAGCCCGUACGAGGUAGGCUCAGUCGGCCAAGAUGGCGGCGGAGACGGUGGCCAUAUGCAAGCUCAGGCCGACCAGCAGCAGCGGAUCCAGCAGCAUCAUAUGGAGCUUCAGCAGCAGCAGCAGGCGCAGGCCUACGCCCAGGCCGUACCCAUGCCUCCGCCUGGUCAGCCACUUCAGCUACCCAUACUCAGCAGCGGCGACGACGGUGGUCAGGUCGGCCACGGCGGUAAUGUGUCUGGCAUCAUCAACGAGCAAACUUCCGCAGCCGGCACGCCCUUUGGUGCUGCCAACCCCUCCCCUCACUCCAAUCUCAACGAGGCGGUCUUCAGUGCUGCAGGUCUCUCGGCGUCCGACACGCCUCAUUUGCUUAGCCCUGCAGGCGGGGAGGGUAUUGAGGUCAAUCCCUUCAGUGAAAUCAGCUUCGACUCGGUGCCGCCGCCGCCGCACAUGACAGGGCAGCAGUGA
This is a messenger RNA of Jaminaea rosea, 3972 nucleotides long. RefSeq lists its product as hypothetical. NCBI's taxonomy places the organism in Eukaryota, Fungi, Basidiomycota, Exobasidiomycetes, Microstromatales. Gene Ontology annotation, cellular component: membrane. Gene Ontology annotation, molecular function: calcium ion binding. The transcript has a single exon. The record is from RefSeq and is a predicted model, not a curated record. Bases 1 to 3972 code for a protein of 1323 amino acids.